AAAGGAAGGCGUCUUUCUCGCAGCCAUGUCAACGCUAGUGUGAUUUUAAUGUUGUCGCGCAUCUUUUUGGCCGAACUAUCACACGCAGUCCGGGGGAAGGCAUCAAAAAGUUCCGCCGAUGGUACUGAUACGAAGCUGCGUUGAGAUGUAUGCGGAUAGGAGGAGCGGGACGGUCCCGGAGCCGGCCAAAAUCACAUGUGUCCUUUAAAUCACAAUUUCCCAAGUCGGAGUUAGGUGACGGUACCGCACGGUGUUUCAUAUCCAGUGAUUAGUUCGACUAAACUCAAGAUUCACUCGGUUAGUUAGCUUCCCAACGCGUUUUCUUGCAGCGAGCUUCAUGAAUUUUUGACGUCAGCGGGGGCGGAGUUCACCGGGAGGUCUUUUGAGCCUCAAAAAGGUCAAGCUUUUGACCCUACGUAUGACCCCAUCCCGUCUUUUUUUUUUUUUUUUUGCUAAGCUACCGUUAGCACGCUAACGUAGCUAGCUAAAUGACAGACUUUGGUGAUGCCUGUAGGUGGGAGUACAUGGACGGAGACCCAGGACGGAUUGGACGAGACAUUUGAGAAGCCAAAUAAGAAAAAGUCCAAGAAGAAAAACCAAGAAAGCAAAGAGAGCAUUGUGCUUCAGACUCUCAAGACCCUCCGUCUGAAGAGAGACGGGGAGUCCGACGACGACACCACGCAUCACCUGGAAUACGGCGGCGGCAGUGAGAGUGAAACGGCCACAAAAGUCAACAAUGGCGUAAACCAAGACGACUCUCAGCCAGCGAAAGUCAAGCGGAAGAGUAAAAGGGAGCUUCCCGGUCGGCCUUUGCCCGACGGAGUCCCUGGUGCGGAAGCGGGUGGCUUACCCAAGGAAGUGAGACGCAGCAGUAGGAAAGGGAAAGAUGUCGCCGAGGGAGACGAUGACGGGCUGCUGCGGGAGCACCGGCAGCAGAUGGCGCCACAAGACCAAGAGACACAAGUGCCUGAGGCCCUCGGGAAGAAGAACAAGAAGAAUAAGCUCAAGUCUGCCACCACCGAGUCCGACAUCGGGGAUCACGACCAGCACAGUGACGCGGAAAGUGACUCCAAGGACAGGAAGAAAAAGAAGAAGAAAAAGUCAUCACCGGAGGAAGGGAGCAUCCGCGCGGUGCCGAAGAAGCCCAUCGUCCCCGACGAAAACGACGGUCUGGUGCUGGGGGUGUACGUGCACCGGACGGACGGCCUGAAGACGGACCUGCGCAUCUCGCACCCGAUGGUGAAGGUCCACGUGGUGGACGAGGUGACGGGACAGUACGUCAAGAAGCAAGACAGCCAUCGUCCCGUGUCGUCGUUUUAUGAGCAAGACAGGGUGGACCACAUCCUGCCCAUCAUGACGCAGCCGUUUGACUUCAAGAAGAACAAGUCGGUGGUUCCCGAGUGGAACGAGCAGAUCAUCUUCAACGAGCCCUUCUCGCACUUUGUCGGGCAGGAUCCCAAAAGCCCCCGAGUGGUCCUUUUCUUUGAAGUCUUGGACUUUCUAACCAUGGAGGAAGCCAAAGCCAACGUCGAUGUCGAGAAACAUGAACGAGGAUUCAGAAAGAUAGCCUGGGCCUUCCUCAAGCUCGUCGGUGCCAACGGCGUACUGAACACCGGAAGCAAAAUCCGCCUGCAGCUGUACUGCCCGCCCACUUGGGCCAAGCGGCAGCCUCACGCCAUCGAGGUGGUGGACUGGUGGCGCCAUUACUCGCGCGUCAAAUACGCGUCCACCCUCUACGUUACCGUGAAAGGCAUCAAGCUACCCGAGCAUGUCGACCCGAGCGUGCGUUCCAUGAUGGCGCUGCAGGAGGAGCGAGGCAGCGCCUCCUUCGGCGAGCUGCAGGACGGCGCCACCAAGGGGACCUCCACGCCACGCGGCGAAGAGAAGAGUCCUCCGGCGGUGAAGUGGAGCAGAAUUCCCGGCCAGAUGUGCCGGAUCCCCAACAAGCCCAUGCUGGCGUUCCGUGGAGGUCAAAUGGGCUGCCUGACGGUGGUCUUCUCUCACGCCGGAACGCUCCUCGCCGCCGCGUGCGCCGACAGAGAUUUGUACCCCGUCGUAGUGUUUGAGAUUCCCUCCGGGAAACCUUUGGCGGCCUUCAGCGGCCAUCUUAAAAUCGUCUACGAGCUGUGCUGGUCCGCUGACGACAGACGUCUUUUGUCCGUCUCCUCCGACGGAACCGUCAGGGAGUGGGACGUGGAGCACUUCCUCCCGACCGCGCGGAAGGUUCUGCCCCACCCGUCCUUCGUGUACUCCGCCCAGUACCACCCGGCAGCGCAGCACCUGGUGGUCAGCGGCGGCUACGACUGCGUGCUCCGAACGUGGCGGCUCGACGUCGACGACGUCAACGGCUCGCUGCUCCGCGAGUUUGAGUCCCACGGCAGUUUCAUCAACAGCAUUUGUUUCGAUGCGGAAGGGCACAGGAUGUUCUCAGCGGACAACGCGGGAAGUGUCGUCAUGUGGAACACCUCGGUUGCAGAUGGCGAGCAGGAGCCGUGGCAUCACUGGUGUGUGGAGAAGGUUCACACCGAGGCGGACCUCAAGGGGGUCCCCAUCAACAUGCUGCGGGUCCACCCGAACGGCCGCUGCCUCCUCAUUCAUGCCAAAGACAAUCUCCUCAGGACUUUGGAUCUUCGAAUUAAGACGAUGAAAAAGUACACGGGAGCCACCAACCAGCGAGAGAGGAUCCACAGCACGUUCACGCCGUGCGGCAGCUUCAUCUUCUCCGGCAGCGAGGACGGAAUGGCGUACGUUUGGAACGCGGAAACCGGCGACCAGGUGGCCGCGUACUCGGAGCUUUGUUACAGCGCGGCCCUGCGCGGCGUGUCCUUCCACCCGCUCGAGAACAUGGUGGCCUUCUGCGCCUUCGGGGAGAGCCAACCCGUGCACGUUUACAUCCACGACCGCAAAGUGUCGCAAUUGGACGCGCGCGGCACGAAGGAGCUUCGGUCUGCGUCGCACACGCCCGACCAGCUUCAGAGCACGCCGGUCUCUGCCUCCAUGGACCAGUUGGGCCAGACCACCAGGCUGGCGUUGAGGAUGCAGAGAGUUAAAGAGCAAAUGGAUUCGGUCCUUGAACCGCAUCGCAGGCCUUCAUCUUUUGAGCCAGGGAGGAGCCUGUUUUCUGACAUCAGCACGAUAAGAUCCAACGCCUCCCUGCCUCCUCCCUUGGGCGGCUUCAGUCCAGUCGGGCUCCAUCGAAAGGGCGUGUCGUCCUUCAGGCUGCACUCAUCACUCCCGAGUUACGAUCCUGAGGCCGACUCGUCUCAACACGUGGUCGCGUCGCAGUACGACUACAAAGCCAACCGCUCGGACGAGCUGACGCUGCGGCGCGGCGACGCCAUCCGCGUGCUCUACAAGGACAACGACAACUGGUGGUUCGGAAGCCUGGCGGACGGGCAACAAGGCUACUUUCUCGCCGCCUACGUCGCAGAUCAGAGAGAAUCUGGCGAGGACGCAACGGCGGCAGAAGCGGCCGCGGAGAGGGCGACGCCGACGAGGAUUUCUACUGCAAUCACUCGUUCCGGGGACCUUCACUUCCUGUCCGAGGCCACCGUUUCCGACACGGAGCCAGAAUUGACGGAGGCCAGACUUAAAAAGAAACCGAAAGUGAGAAAGAACGUGAAAAGGCUCCCCCCACCGCCGCCGCCCGGGGCGUCCCAGGCCGCGUUCUCCGACCCGGAUGUCGGAACGGAGCCGGCCCGGCCCGCCGCCCGCCCCCUCCCGAAGAGACCGAGCGGGAGGCCGGGUGUUGCUGUGCGACCCCCUCCGUGACGGGGUCACGUCUGCUCAAGUUUUUGGAACGUUGACAAUCACUUUGAUCGAACUAUUUUUUUAUGAGGAUGAAGCUAUUUAUUAUCGAGACUGAAUUUUUAUGCAGUACAACCUCCCAAGGGGAAGAAAAUGCGUUUUCGUUUCAAAACGGUCCCCCGACAGGAAAUCAUCUAAAGCAGCUUGCUUUGAAUUUUUAACGUCAAUUUGUCUGCCGCAAGCUAUUAAGGUUAACGUCUGCUUGGUAAAUUGAGUCAUGUGCGCAUCCAUCCAUCUUCUUAGCCGCUCAUCCUCACCAGGGUCGCGGGGGAGCGCCGGAGCCUAUCCCAGCUGUCAACGGGCAGUGGGCGGGGUACACCCUCAACUGGUCGCCGACCAAUCGCAGGGCACAUGGAGACAGGCAACAGUCACACCUUGGGGCAAUUUAGAUUCUCCGAUUAACGCAAUUUUCGGAGAUGUGUGUGUGGGGCUGGGAUUUGAACCCCUGUACUCAGAACUGUGAGGCUAACACUGUAACCGGUCGCCCGCCGUCUUGACAAUUUAACGCCCUCAAUUGAAAGCCCUUUGGAGGUCGCACUGUACAUAUUACUUCUACAUUUCAGGGCCAAAUAAAUCUGAGAAAUGUAAGUGAUUUUUCAUGCAGUAUUGAAACUUUUUACCGUCAUUUGUUGCCUUAUCAUCCUUUACAAUGGCUCCAAAAUUCCACAAGCAGUGCACAGAACGUAGAAUGAAGCCGGCUUGAGCGUUUGACAUUUACAUAUGUACAAGAUUUAUUGCCCCCCCCCC
This is a messenger RNA of Syngnathoides biaculeatus (alligator pipefish), 4554 nucleotides long. It is a transcript of the gene ahi1, whose product is annotated as Abelson helper integration site 1. Gene Ontology annotation, molecular function: protein binding. Bases 505 to 3771 code for a protein of 1088 amino acids. The transcript is spliced from 24 exons. NCBI's taxonomy places the organism in Eukaryota, Metazoa, Chordata, Actinopteri, Syngnathiformes, Syngnathidae. The record is from RefSeq and is a predicted model, not a curated record. Gene Ontology annotation, biological process: motile cilium assembly. Gene Ontology annotation, cellular component: ciliary basal body.